AUGUACAGGCUCCAAGCCCCCGGCGGCGGGCAGCCUCCUACCGAACAACCAUGGAUGGGAGCGCAACAUCCUACUCAGCAACCAUGGGCGGGAGCGCAACCUCCUCCUCAGCAACCAUGGAUGGGAGCGCAACCUUCCUAUCAUGCUCCCCAGCAUGCUCCUACGGGACCGAGGGCCAUGCGACAGUUCUACGGCCAGUACCCAAGCCAAAACAACCCACUCGGCGCAUAUCCGUCGCACGAAAGCUACGUUCCCUCGCCCUGGGGUGAUCCUCAGCUCGGUCGAGGAUACUGGAGUCCCAAUAAUGGAUACCCUGGCUUCCCUCAGCCGACUGGUCCUUCUUACCCGUCAUACCCUCUACCUGCUGAUCUAAGAUACCCUCCGUAUCCUCCGCCUGGUCUCAACCAAGUUCAUUUCCAUGCCGAAUACCACAGCCAUGCCCAGUUCUCGGCAGACCGUGCCUCUUUCCAGCCGUCUGGCACCAGCACUGCUGCCGCCUCGUCUGGCACCGCCUACCGACCCCAGUCGGGCAUGCACUACCCUAGCCAAGGCUACGUCAAGACCGACCGUCAACGCAAUCCUCGUCAGCAGCAGACUGCUCAUUCCGAAGGUGCCAUCUCGCGGCCUAUGAAACAAAUGAGAAAUCUUCCAGACCACCUCAGUGCUUGGCAGUUGACGAAGGACCAGCUCGAGCCGGGCCUGGUUGUGCAGACCAAGGAGAACAAGAAGGGUUGGAGCGGCCACCCUGCGAUCGUGCUAGGCUGGGAUAAGCGUGGAGUCGUCAAAAUCAUCCAGCUUACUGGAUUUGGUGAGACGAACCCGCACAUCAACGAUCGUUUCGGGGGCAUCGACAACCCUUACGUUGUCAGGAGGCUUUCGUCCGCCUAUCUACUGAUUGCAGACCAAGACAACAGUCCCACCCACUUCAACCUGCCCAUCCUAAGACUGGAGGAUGGCAUGUUCAUGCCCAAGAGAUCAUACGUCAACUGUGUCGUGGUCCUCAGGCUACACAUCAACAAGCUCAUGCACUUCAGCCCCAAUCACCAAUUUGAGCGUCGCUGCUUGACCAAGGAGAGCAUUCGGAUUCUACGGGAGCACCGUAAGAGUUUUUCUAGGGCGAUUGAAUGGCAGAGGCAACAGAUCGAGUUGCGCAAACAGAAGGGGGAGUCCUACAGGCUGGUCGACUAUUGA
Messenger RNA from Lasiodiplodia theobromae, 1191 nucleotides. RefSeq lists its product as uncharacterized. Lineage: Eukaryota; Fungi; Ascomycota; Dothideomycetes; Botryosphaeriales; Botryosphaeriaceae. The transcript has a single exon. Bases 1 to 1191 code for a protein of 396 amino acids. The record is from RefSeq and is a predicted model, not a curated record.